Messenger RNA from Penicillium salamii, 9630 nucleotides. The record is from the annotation of a GenBank genome assembly. Lineage: Eukaryota; Fungi; Ascomycota; Eurotiomycetes; Eurotiales; Aspergillaceae.
AUGGCGAGCACCAGCUUGACGUCCACUUUCCUGACGCCGGAUCCCAGUUUUAAUUGGUUUUUCCUGCUUGAAUUGAUCGUGUCUUGCAUCCUUGCCCUGUUCUUCUUGCUCUACUUUAAUCGACUCUUCGCGACUGUCAUCUCGUACGCGAUCCGAGCGUACACCUGGUACUAUUACCGCGCAUAUGUCGAUAUCAACGCACUGCAGGUCUCCCUACUUGGUGGGAGAAUCUUCUUCAAGGGCAUUCGGUACCAUGGCGUGAACGAGACGAUAUUCAUUCAUGGAGGGUUCAUUACGUGGCGAUAUUGGACACGAACGGUCGAACGAAAUGAUCUGACGGGGAUAAGGCGCAAGACCGGUGUGGCCGACGAUGCGUCGACACAAGGACAUGCACGCGCUCCACACGAGGGGGACGACGGUCUCGGGGAGCAGGCUGGUGUGGGAAAGACGACUCAACUGCCGUGUCGCAUCACAAUUAAGACAUACGGUCUUGAAUGGUUCAUCUACAAUCGGACUCCGGCAUACGACAGUAUUCUUGCUGGAUUCGGGUACUCGCCCAAGAAUGUUGACUUGGACGGCGACAACUCCAACCCCCCAGUGUCGCGUUCCGGGGCCCAAGAUGGAGGAGAUGGCAUCGACGUUGACUUUCAAGCUCCGCCAGGUCAUCGGUCAACCUUGAAAACCAUGUCAGAGCGCAGUAUGAGCGAUGGUGGGGCCUCUGUUUAUAGAGAAACUGAGCUAUCAGACCCUGUUUCGAACAUGCUGCAACUCCUACCAGUGCGAUUGGAUUGCAAGAAAGGAGCAAUAGUCAUGGGAAAUGAGCACACACGGUCCGUCCUGACAACGACAUUCGAUACAGGAACAGGCACCAUGGAUGCUUCUAACUCGGGCCCUUUUGACUUGUAUCGGCAAACAUUCUCGUUUCACCUUGUUAACCCCGUCAUCCAAAUGAGACCGAAUCCCGACUUCAAACAGAGCCAGCCCGCAACUGCAAAAGCUUUAGGUGUCGCGCAAGAGAAGCAGAAAGGGUCGAAGAAUAAGAGACAAAAUGUCUUCAACUAUCAGUUCCAGAAACGCAAGGUCUGGCACAGUAUUCGUGACCUUGUCCCUUACUUUCAGAGUUCCGUCGAAUCUUUCCAUGCAAACAGCAAACAAUCCAGCAUGCCACGAAGCCAGGCAGAGUUUCCUGAAGUGCGCUGGACUGGCCUUUCUCGAUAUCUGGACGAGGGAGGUGAAGACGAUCAUGAAAAAUGGAAUUCUGUCGAAUAUGCUAGGUAUUCCACUCUUGUGGACAGCCCUAGUAUAGACAUCACUUACUUCUGGGAUAUUCCUGGGCGAGUGGUUAUACAACCAACGUCAAGCGAUGAGCCCCACCCUGUGAAUACCAACAUCAAUUGUGCUUCUCCCCCAGAAUGGGGUAUCGAUGUCAAGAUUGAGGGAGGAACGAUCAACUAUGGGCCAUGGGCUGAUCGAGAGCGAAUUGGCCUCCAGAAUGUCUUCUUCCCUAAUUUCUAUCGCAGUGCGGAGCCUGCUGAGCAGUUGGCGCCCGGUGUGCUGCGACAAAGCACAUCUUUUAGGUUGUGUGUAGAGAUCAGCGACGAACUUACUCUGCGCAUACCCACCAGAGAGUCAUCUAAAGACUGGCAAUGGAAAGGUCGUGCCGACGCUGUUGGGGGUGCGUCACGGACGAAGAAGCCAGUUGAAAAGAAGACGACUCGGGGUAAUGAUGGGGAGAAAGGCCAUAUGGGACCUGAAAUCCGUCCUUUUGGGUGGCUUUCCCUUUGCGUUGCCGCCGACUCUACCAUAACCUAUACCAUGGAUAUGGUAGCCUCGAGCACAGGAUUCCGUAACGAACUUUCCCUUGACCUGCGCGAAUCAAGGCUGUCUUCCAGUAUCAAUCACGGCUUGUUAUGGCAAUGUCCACGACAACAGGUCACUUGUGACCUCUCCAAUCCUCUGUCAUGGAACAGCCUCCGCUCUUGGAGAUUCACCGCCGAAAGCCAGAAACUACAGUUGUUCCUACUGCGUGAUCACAUAUUUCUUCUGACUGAUCUGGUAAGUGAUUGGGCAUCGGGUCCACCUUCAGACUACUACACAUUUGUGCCUUUUAUCUACAAUCUCGACCUCAAUUUCACCGACUUUGAACUCUUUAUCAAUGUCAACGACCGGAAUAUUAUCAGCAAUCCUUCGGAUCUGGAGGACAACCGAUUCAUUGUCAUUAAAGGCAAGCGCCUAACAUCAAAUGUCUUGACACCUUUGAACAAAUACCUCCCCGAGCAAAAUGCCAUUGAGUUCAGAGUUGGCCUCGAGGAUGGCGGCGUGGACUACGCUACCCCUUUGUGGGAUACUCUCCAUGAGUUUUUGCCUGAACGGUCUAUGGCUACUCUUGAAAGUCUUUUUAUCGGCGGUUCGUACAAUUACUUCCAGCAGACUUCUCCUGAAUUGACCGACACUUUGGUCCUCAACAUUGAUGGUGUCUCGCCCAGGCUCUUCCUUUUUGGAUUCUUGAUCAAGAGCUUCAUGACCAUCAGAGAAAAUUAUUUUGGCGAGGAGAUGCACUUCAAGACCUUGGAGGAAUACCAAGAGUUGGUAUACGCGGAUGAGCCACCAUCGAAUCCAACUGGCAUCAAUCCAAACCGGAAGUCAAAUGACAUGGACGUGCUUGUCCGUGUCACAGUUGACAAACCGCGUGCCCUGCUUCCUGUGAAUAUCUAUGAUACUUUCAAAUGCAUGGGCCUUAGUGCAGCCUCUCUUGAGGUGGAUUUGCGAUUCACCAAUUAUUACAUGGACUUGCAGUUUUCUGUAACUCCGCUGAAACUUGAUUUGGAGACCAUUCAGCCAGAGGGUCCGUCUACAAUGUCUGCCACCCAGCUAUUUAUCGAUGGCGUCUCGGUCUACGGCCAUCGUCUCUUCGGUCUGCCACCACUCGAACCGACUUAUGUUUGCAACUGGGAUUUUGAAGUUGGCAAAAUAGUUGGAGAAUGCUCUGCCGAGUUUCUCUCUUGCUUAACCUCCUCUGUGAAGAGUUUUGAUUUCUCGUUCGACAACGAGGAAAAUGCACUGCCAACACUAUUCCCGGAGAUUCUGCACGACGUUACUUUCUUGAGGGCUAAGAUCGACUCAAUUCAUAUUUCUGUGCUUUUGGAGCAGUCUGCUAUAGUCCUGAGCACCCAGCCUUUGAAUGUGAAAUUCAACGACUGGGCCAAUGCCACAUUUUCAAAACGCAUGAGCCUGGUCAUACCAGGCAUUUCGAUCGCUGCUGUGGAUCGCAAAGUUGCUAGUCAAUCUAACCCCCUGGCUGGGGAGACAGUGUCUCCAAUUGGACUAAUCCAAAUCACGGUUGGGUUGAAGAUGGCUUUGCGUAAAUCCGACAUUGUGGAAAACAGAAGACUUCAGCAAGAACAUAUCAGAAUUCAUGAUCAGCGAACUCAUCGCGCACAGUGGCUUCUACUUGAUUGGGACGAAACAGGUCCUGCCUCAACUGUGCAUGAAGAAGAUGAUGUGUUUCCCCCGACUAUGGCGAUACCCUCAAUGCCAGAGCCUAUACACCGUGGGAUUGGCUCGAGCUUUACACAGUCAAUUCGGGGAGCCUCAGCAUCCCGUCCAAAGGGGAGUGCCGAGAGCUUCCUUGUUCCAUCAGAGGCAUCAAGUCUUAAGGGCGUCCGGAUACAUAGUGGAAGCAGUCCUAGGGUUGCUUCCGAUCCAGUGUCUCAAUCGCGACCUGAUCUUCCUGACCGGGGAUCAAGUUGGUCUGUGUCUCAAGGUAAUCGGUCGAGAGAUGGAACUCAACCUGGAUCCCGAGCAGGGAAAUUCUCGUCAUCUACAGUGAGAGAUACAAACCCAUGGAUCAUGCCUCAGUUUUCAUAUCACAAGCUCCGGUUCGAUACUUCCGAGCUUCCGUUGCCAUUCUCAAGUGACGAUGAUCAUUCCCGAAAUGAUGACCCUUCAAUACACCAACGGCCCUUGUUUCUUACAUUUGACGAUGAUCAAACGACUUACACAAAUCUGGCAGUUGAUCUGCCACUUGGUAUUCGAGGAUUCUGUACUCCAAGAUUUCUUUUGAGCAUUGCUUCUUUAUUGGAUGGUUUGGAGCCCAAGCACCCCACACAGGUCAUUGACUCUCUCCAAAAAGGUGUGAUAUCAAGCAUUGUGGGAUCGGACAAGGCUGUCAGCAAACCAAAGUCCUCCACAGCCGUUUCUCUGCGUGUUCCAUCCAUUCAAUUCCGACUGGUUGAUUUAUCCGAAGCUCCCAACGAUCAAAAGGUCGAGUUUCGAGAUGAGUAUAGCAUUGGGAUUCGCCGCCUGCGGACCGAAUUCUGCAAGAAGGUUCACCGUCAGAAGGAUGACAUUCUUCAGGGUGUGAAGCAAGAUAUUACAGCUCAUGUAGCAGCAGAUCAUGUAUCACUGACGGUCGAGGGAAGUCGGGCCGACAACUUCCACGAAAAAGCCGUGUUCAAUACCCACUUGGAGGACUUGAAUGCCUGGCUAGUUACUUCGCCCAAUGUGCGCGCUAAUCUUCAGAUGCGUACAUUCGACACGAUGACAGGUGCAAAAUCCGUGGAGCGUCUUGCAUUCCUUGUCCGGCGAGCGACGACGAUGCUCGAUUCUGUCGCGUCAUCAUUCCAACAGCUUUCAACAUCUAGCGAGAAGCGUCUGAAAUAUCUCAUGUAUUCGCUUACUCAAUCAUCCGCUGAUGUUCCGGAUCCGAUAUUCCUUGCUCGCAUUUCUUAUGUUCUUCGGGUAGCUUCCACACAUCUUCGACAGCAUGAUUCGUGGAAAAUCAUCUCUCGCAUUCGCGGCAUCUACAAAACGUUGCCAGACCAUCGUCAGCGUGAUCUAGAGCGUAAAUGCUCACGUGUCAAUCCUCCUUUGCCAGCUAAUUCCAAGAAGACGGUUAUCUCUGGCUUUGAUAGCUGGCGAGCCUGGGACCUAGCUCACGUCGAGAAAAGCUAUGUCAUGCGUCGAGUCUGGCCUCCCACUGAGCCCGACAAGAAGAGCCCGCAACCUUCCAUUUUCGCAUCAUCCACCAUCCAAACCUUCCGGUUCUCCCUAGACCCUGGCCCCAGAGAAAGCAAUCUGAUCAUAGAGAACCUGUCUACUGCUGCGUCUCUCAAUCCGAAUUGGACAGGACGCGAAGGUGAACAACAAUAUCGCAGAAACCUCAUCACCUUGCAAUCGUAUUGCGACUCUUCUGCCCUAAGAAUUCGAUGGGAAAUCCUGGAUCUAGUUGAAGGCGUGGUCAAAGUCAUGUCUAAUAUUACACUGGAAUCAUCGCCAGGUCAUGCUCCAGCCGAUGCAACCGAGAAGAAAACACCCACAGAGUUGCAAGUCAUGGUGGGAACUGACUUUGGAUCCAUAACCCUCGAUGGCAUCAAUGUGAAGCUUGCUUUGGUGGCUAAGGCUCUUCGAGGCUCGCUCGUUCAAAAGUCUCACGGUCCCACGGACUCAAAACACGAAGACCUUUCCUUGCUGUUCAGCGCAGAAGGCUGCUCAUCUGAGUUGCAGAGUCAAUCUACCAGUCUCAUGCUGUCCAGAAUCGCUGAUCCCUACCUUAAUCUCUCUGUCGCGUCAACACAUGGCCCUAAUGAGUCCAAGCAUGACUGGAAGUUCGCAUCCUCUUGCCGAAAGCUUCGUUAUGAUAUAAAGGAAGACCCUCUCAGCUUGGCACACACGGUUGACAGACUCAUCGCGGAUGAAGUUCGGUACAUCCGACAGCUUGUGGACAAUAUCAAGCUCCCAAAAUCUCAAGUCGAGCAAGCAACGGCUUCGGACAAGCCCACCAAACAUACUUUCCACGUGGCCAUGUUCUUGGAGGACUAUAGAUUAACUUUCAGCCUCUUACCGUCACUCACCUACCUUGUCUCAGGUGAAGUGGCUCGCAUGUCGGUCAUGCCUGCGAAGGGAUCAAAGCUCGAGGUUGACUUUGACAUUAAGAAGAACUCACACAUGUUUGUUUCCGGGGAGCACGAGCGAUUCCAUGUUGUUUCGAUAUUGGAGAUACCCCCUGUAAACGGUCGAGUCCUUGCAAACUUCCUCUCAGAUCGCAAGGAGGUGGAGGUUGAUGUUACAAUCGAAGUCAUCCGCCUGGAGGCCAGCUCCGUGCGCAGCCUUUUGGCUGUUUUGACGGGGCCCGAUGUCUCCCAUUUGGUGACAGAUCUGAAGCAAACUGUCGACAUUCUCCAGGCACAUUUGGAGGAUGUACUGGCAUUACAAAAGACAUCGCCCAAACCCAAGCCGUCAUCUGAUGGCCAAGAGAUCCUUUACAAGUCACGUCUUACAAUGGCUGGAUUUGAGAUCCAUGCUAUUGCACCUGGUCUUAACAGCAAGGACUACUCCGCAGAGAUGAUCUUCAGUCUCGGAAUGAUGCGAAUGCGACUUGAAAAUGGUCUCGACCGGGGCUAUGCCAUGGAACACCCUGAGUUCAACAUCGAUGCCUCUCAAAUCAGCUUCGAACUGCUCAGACAAGACAAAUUCAAGAGCCGCUCAUACGGCGGUUUCACUGCUGGUGUGAAACUUGAAGGAACUUCCGCGAUUCGCGAAAAUGGCGAGGUCACCAGAGCAUACCAUUUCACUAGCGAGAAAUUCGACAUCGAACUCUAUGCGGAAACGGCAGCUCUUGUGGUCGAUAUUGCAGUCCAUACACAAGAGCGCAUCAAGACAUUGGAUCUUUCCCAUGAAGUCAAGCGCCUUAAGAAGUUGAGGCGGCGUGGUCAUACCAAUUAUUUCACGGAUGGAGCUACCGAUGCCCCCGAGAUCCAGCUCAACGACGAUGCACCCCCGGAGACGUUCCUUGAUGCACUAUACUCCUUGCAUUUCCGAACCAUUCAAGUUGCCUGGAACAUGGCUACAAUCAAAUCCAGCUCUGGCCGAAACCCUGAAGACUUGUUGUUUUCUAUACAACAAGUUGAGCUGUCCAACAAGAAAAAGAAUGCAGCUAAACUUCGGAUCGAGAAUAUGCAACUUCAAAUGGUUCCCUACGGCGCAGACAGAGGAAAGCGGUCGCUCAACUCAGCCCUCAUGCCGGAGCUGGUAUUCAAUGUGGCGUACGCAUCCAAAGGAAAGGAGCUGUGGCUUGCUUUCCAAGCAGCUGGUAAAUCCCUUGAUAUACGAGCUACGUCGGAGUUCAUCAUCCCAGCGAACAUGAUUCGAGAUUCUAUUGCCACCGCAAGUGAGGCACUCCGCGAAGGUCAAGCCGUUUGGGCGACCAGAGCAUCAUCGUCCGAAAAUACGGACACGGACAAAGAUCGCAACCUUUUUGGUAACAAACGAUUACGGUCUCUCUUGAUCGAUGUCGACUUCGCUGGUGCUACAUUGACGCUUCAAGGAAAGCUUGGUCAUGACCAUCAAACCUUGCUGGCUGCUACAAGGCAAGGCUACAAGGCCUCUGACCAAAGGUAUUUCCAAGGAGACGCGGCAACUACAGCGACUGUUCGCGCUCCUGGUGUGGCUCUGAAAGUUCAGUUUGAAGACAAUGGCACCGAUGAUCCCGCACUCAAUGCAGAAUUGAAAGUCGACCCUUCUACCAACACUUUGCACCCAACUCUUGUUCCUCUCGUCAAGCAAAUGACAGCUACCGUGAAAGAGAUAUUGGGCAACCAGCAAACCCAGCAAACUGAGCAGAGCCAGCAACGCAGACCGUCUACAACGGCCAGAUUACAACCACAAAAGCUGAUGCAAGAAAAGCCUUUCGGUGCCGAUGAUCCCACUAGCAUUCUUGGUCGAUGCAAGGUCAAUCUGGGACUGCUGUUCUGCAAGCAAGAAUUCAGUUUGAGCUGUCAACCGAUUGCAAGAGUGGCCGCCACUGCGAGGUUUGAGAGUGUCUAUGUCACCAUCAACACUGUUCUUUCAGAAGAACAGGGCCGAUUCCUUGCUCUCUCACUGGCAUUCAAUGGCUUAGAAGCUUCUGUCAAACACGUCUACUCCAAUGAGUCAACUGCAAGCUUUGAGGUCAAAUCCAUGGUGCUUUCACUGAUGAACAACAAACAUCUUGGCCGGAAGAAUGGAAUGUCCGCCAUUUUGCGAGUCAGCCCAAUGAAGGUUGCAGUCAAUGCAAAACAGGUUCAAGAUUCUUUGCUCUUCAAGGAAAUCUGGCUUCCAUCAGACAAUACGCCCAGUUCAGGCGAGAACAUCCCGCCAGAGCCGUCCGAGACCCAAACCUACAUCGUACAGCGAUACCAGCAGGUUGCAUCGGCAUCAGCUUUCCCGUGGAACACUACCAUCGCGAUCGAAAAGUUGGAAAUUCAGCUUGAUCUUGGCUCCACGCUGGGCAAGGCGCAAUUCGCCAUUGUCGAUUUGUGGGUUGCUACUAGCAAAACAUCCGCCAGUGAGCAGAACAUGUGUAUCAAUUUCGGUUCUGUUGCAAUCGAGAGCAAAGGUCGCAUGAGUGGAAUUGUCGAGCUCGGCAAGCUCAAGGUUCACACAUCCAUCGAAUGGCCUGAAGAAUCCCGCGAAGCCGGCCAUACUCCGCUGAUUCAGGCUUCUGUUGCUUUUCACCAUCUCCAAGCUAAGGUUUCCUUUGACUAUCAGCCUUUCCUGGUCGCUCGGAUCACCAUGUUCAAUUUCUUGAUGUACAACGUCCGCGAUACAUCCGGCGACCAGAGCCAACGGCUGUUCAGUAUUUUGGAUGGAGACAAGGUCCAACUUUUCUGUACAUCACUCACAGCAUCUCAGAGUCUGGCUCUUUUCCAAGCAUGGCAGCGCUUGAUUCAAGAUGUUCAAGCAGCCUACGAUUCCUCCUUACGCGAAGUUGAGCGAUACUUGCGCCGCAAAUCUUCAGCUUUGCCUGAACGCCCCCAAGUUGGUCCCAAGCAUCUGUCAAAAAGCAAAGAAGAUCAACCUGAGAAGACACCUAUCUCCCUUCACACCGGAGUGGUUGUCAACAUCCGUCACGUCAACCUGGGAGCAUUCCCUAGCUCAUUCUUCGACAAUCAGAUCUUCAAGGUAGAAGCGUACGAUGCUCAAGCCCGCUUCGCCGUGUCCCUCGAAUCCAAAAAGCUUCACAGCGCACUUGGUCUGACUCUGGGUCAACUGCGCGUCGCUCUCUCCGGCAUCACCCGUCCCACCUCUGCCCAAUUAGACGAACUGUCCGUGGACGAAAUCGCCGAGCGAGCCGCUGCCUCUCGCGGCGGAACAAUCCUCAAAGUACCUCGCCUGGUGGCAGGCAUGGAAACCUGGCAAGCACCAGGAACCCAUCAAAUCGACUACACCUUCCGCAGUACAUUCGAGGGCAAAGUUGACGUCGGCUGGAACUACUCGCGCAUCAGCUUCAUUCGCGAUAUGUGGGAAACGCACUCGCGGGCACUUGCUACACGACUUGGAAAGCCCUUGCCACCUUCUGCUGUUCGCAUCACCGGUGGGCCGGGUAGUAGCCCUGAAGGAGACACCGAGAAGCAGGAAAAGAUUACUGCUGUUGUCAACGUUCCGCAGUCCAAGUAUACAUACACUGCGCUUGAGCCGCCUGUCAUUGAGACGCCGCAGUUGCGGGACAUGGGUGAGGCUACGCCGCCGUUGGAGUGGAUUGGGUUGCAGCGUGAUAAGUUGCCCAAUGUGACUCAUCAGAUCAUUAUUGUUACUCUUUUGGAGAUUGCGAAGGAGGUUGAGGAUGCAUAUGGGAAGAUUUUGGGAUCGUAG